Molecule: messenger RNA, 1130 nt
Organism: Meleagris gallopavo (turkey)
Lineage: Eukaryota; Metazoa; Chordata; Aves; Galliformes; Phasianidae
Source: RefSeq, a predicted model, not a curated record
AUUCAUGUUUCUAGGGAUUUUCUUCCACGAGGCUCUGGGAUUGUAACAAGACGACCAUUGGUGUUGCAACUUGUCACUGCCAAAACAGAGUAUGCUGAAUUUCUACACUGUAAAGGAAGGAAGUUUACAGAUUUUGAUGAAGUUCGUCAGGAAAUUGAAGUAGAAACAGAUAGAAUAACAGGAGUGAACAAAGGGAUUUCUUCAAUUCCUAUUAACUUAAGAAUAUAUUCUCCACAUGUACUAAGCCUGACUCUUAUUGACUUGCCGGGAAUCACUAAAGUGCCAGUAGGAGAUCAGCCUCCAGAUAUUGAGCAACAGAUAAGAGACAUGAUAAUGCAGUUCAUCUCUCGAGAAAACUGUUUGAUAUUGGCUGUGACUCCAGCUAACACUGAUCUGGCCAACUCAGAUGCUCUGAAGUUAGCUAAAGAAGUAGACCCUCAAGGUCUUAGGACCAUUGGUGUGAUCACAAAAUUGGAUCUCAUGGAUGAAGGAACAGAUGCAAGAGACGUUCUAGAAAAUAAACUACUUCCUCUUCGUAGAGGUUACAUUGGUGUUGUGAACAGAAGCCAAAAGGACAUUGAUGGGAAGAAGGACAUAAAGGCAGCUCUUCUAGCAGAAAGAAAAUUCUUUCUUUCCCACCCAGCAUACAGGCACAUGGCAGAUCGGAUGGGAACGCCGUAUCUUCAGAAAGUUCUAAACCAGCAACUUACCAAUCAUAUUCGGGAUACCCUGCCAGCCUUCAGGAGCAAACUUCAGAGCCAGCUGCUUUCUAUAGAACACGAAGUAGAGGUAUACAAAAACUUCAGACCAGAAGAUCCAACCAGAAAAACAAAAGCCUUGUUGCAGAUGGUACAGCAGUUUUCAGUGGACUUUGAAAAAAGAAUUGAAGGAUCAGGAGAUCAGGUCGAUACACUAGAACUUUCAGGUGGUGCCAAAAUCAAUCGUAUUUUCCAUGAACGUUUCCCUUUCGAACUAGUGAAGAUGGAGUUCAAUGAGAAAGAGCUGCGGAGAGAAAUAAGUUAUGCCAUCAAGAACAUACAUGGUAUCAGGCAAGUGCUCCCCUGUUUUCAAGGCUGAUCACACUGCAGGUGUGGUUAUCUUAACCUGUGGACGUGCUGACUGUUGAUUGC